Lycium barbarum (goji berry) is the source of this 1363-nucleotide messenger RNA. Its product is annotated as ankyrin repeat-containing protein BDA1-like. The record is from RefSeq and is a predicted model, not a curated record. Gene Ontology annotation, molecular function: protein binding. The transcript has 3 exons. Lineage: Eukaryota; Viridiplantae; Streptophyta; Magnoliopsida; Solanales; Solanaceae. The coding region runs from base 100 to 747 and encodes 215 amino acids.
CUUAUUCCGCCCUUAGUUUAAACAAACCACUGAAGAGUGAAGAUCCAUCACCAUUUAUCUAUUAGCCAGCAUUUUAAAAGGUUGAUUCAACACUGAGAAAUGGAAGAAGAGGUAAAACGGGCAGCUCGAGAAGGGGACAUUGAUGCCUUCGACAGAGUUCUUGAAAGAGAACCACUAGUUCUUAAACAGAUCGACGAGAUAGAAUUUGUAGAAACUCCAUUGCACACAGCUGCGUAUGCUGGCUGCACUGACCUUGCCAUUGAAAUGUUGAGCCUAAAGCCUUCAUUCGGAAGGAAGCUAAACCCCGGGGGAUAUAGCCCUCUGGAUCUAGCAUUGCGGAAUGGCCACAGAGACACUGUGAAGCAGCUCAUAAAGUUUGAUCCUAAGCUCAUUCAAUUCAGAAGCAGGGAGAGGAAAACGCCGCUGCACUUUGUAGCUGAAAAUAACGACGUUGAUCUUCUAAGCGAGUUUCUGAUAGCUUGCCCCACCGCCAUCAAAGAACUGACCAUCCGUGGAGAAACAGCUGUGCAUCUCGCUGUGAUAAGCGGAAGUAUUCAAGCUUUCAAAGUUCUAAUAGGUUGGCUUUUCCGGACUGACAACGACGAUAUAUUGGACUGGAAAGAUAAUAAUGGCUCCACAGUGUUGCACAUUGCUGCACAAACAAGUCAAGUUGAGGUAAUAAAGCAUGUAGCAAAAGAAAGAGUGGAUCUUGAUGUCAGGAAUGAACAAAAUCGGACGGCUUCUUAGAUUGUUGAGGAUCAAAUAGCAAAUCAUAGCGGUGCAACUAUCCAACUCAAAAUAGUUCACAUAAUCAUUCAGCUCUCUCUGUUGUUUCAAACCGAGAAUAUGUAGAAAUUCAGGAAAUAUUACAUAAAGCUGGUGCCAUGAAAACAUCAGAACUUCCUAAUCCCAUUUAUGUUUUAUGCAUUAGUGUUAAUGAGUGGCAUGUGUAUUUAUAUGAGGCUUCCACCAGAAACUCCUCCUGCACCGACAGCCUUUCUUCGCAAGUUUUUACGCAGGUCAUUUGCUACUGAUGUUUUCCUUUAUCGGAUGGAAAAGCGAGUGCGUCUUUGCAAAUACAUGACUUGAUGAGGCCCGAGGGCGCCUUAUAUGGUCCUAUUGUAACACAAACUUUUUUUGUGUGGGGAAAAUAAUGACGAGAAAAUAGGAGGUUACAAUCUACAAUUUCUCCUUGAGUGAUUCUUUUUUAAUUUGAUCUUGAAUUACGAGCUUGAAGUUUAAUUUGAUUGAUUUGCUACAAUGCUUGAAUCUUUGGAGCUUGUAUAUGAUAUUUCAAUAACUAUCUCUUGCUUCGUCGAUCAAUUUAUAUGAUGACCACUUGGUUUAUACAUAGGACCUCUAU